Molecule: messenger RNA, 1218 nt
Organism: Actinia tenebrosa (Australian red waratah sea anemone)
Lineage: Eukaryota; Metazoa; Cnidaria; Anthozoa; Actiniaria; Actiniidae
Product: ATP synthase subunit C lysine N-methyltransferase
Biological process (GO): peptidyl-lysine trimethylation; positive regulation of proton-transporting ATP synthase activity, rotational mechanism; regulation of mitochondrial ATP synthesis coupled proton transport
Cellular component (GO): mitochondrion
Molecular function (GO): protein-lysine N-methyltransferase activity
Source: RefSeq, a predicted model, not a curated record
AUGGCGGAUGGUUCUUGGAAGGUUAACRUUAUCUACUAUAGUCGAGUCUAGUAGCUUUUUUUGACCAAGUAUUUUACGAGUUUCGAAGGCAAAACUGGAGCAACCUAUUAGCACGAUCUCAGUCUUCUAUUAGUUCUGGCACGACAUAUGGAGCUUGUUCUGAGCUACAGUGUUAAUUUGCAGUGAGUAGUCAGGAGUGUAGUCACGCAUGCUCCCCUUACUGGCAGUAUGUCCAUGUGUAGCUGAAYUAUCCCAUAAAAACACAAUUAUUGACUCACAAAAAGCGACCAUGCAAGGAAAUAGCCCUGAGAACGAAAUAUUCAAUCCAGAAGACCUAACGAAGUCAGUUAAACCACCAAAAAGGUCUAUAUUUGGAAAAGUUGUACUUGGUGUUACAGGCGCAGUAGCUCUAGGCCUUGUUGCUAUAACGACACCAUUUGUCACGCCUGCUCUGCGGAAGAUUUGCCUUCCUUAUGUUCCAGCAACUGAAAGACAGGUUGCUAAUGUGUUGCAGUUGUGUCGUAAAGGGAAGACGCAUACUUUAGUAGACUUGGGAAGUGGAGAUGGCAGAGUGGUUCUUGCAGCUGCUAGACAUGGUUAUCUAGCUCAUGGAAUUGAACUGAAUCCAUGGUUAGUGUUAUACUCCAAUAUACAGGCCAGAUGGCAUGGCUUGUCCAAUCUGGCUUCAUUUUCUAGACAAGAUUUAUGGAAGGUCGAACUAUCUAAAUAUGAUAACAUUGUCAUUUUUGGUGUAUCAGAAAUGAUGCCACAAUUGCAAGAGAAGAUACAAAAAGAAGUGAAUCCUGAUUGCCAUGUUAUAGCGUGUCGUUUCCCGUUUUCCUGGCGUCCAAAAGAUUGUAUCCAAGAAGGCAUUGACAGUGUUUGGUUGUACAAACAUCCCUUUAAAGAAAAUCCAUAGGUCUUCAUAUCUUGGCUAGCAUGAAGAGCUAAUGUAAAGUAAUAAUUUGUUGGUUUAUGGAUGGUCAUAUUGCAAACAUAGGCAAGUUAAAGKAACGUUUAUGAGAAGCUGAACGGACUUUUUUCCCGUAAAUUUUAGCAAUCUUUCUGCAGUUUGGAGGCAAACUCAGAAGCGCGCGUGUACCCAUUCAACCUCCUUUUGAUCAUUAAUGUAGCUGGGAUGUCUCGAAUGGAUGUUUGGACAAAACUUUAAGAAGUAGCUGGGAUGUCUAGGAUGGAUGUUUGGACAAAACUUUAAGA